Paraglomus occultum is the source of this 906-nucleotide messenger RNA. Lineage: Eukaryota; Fungi; Glomeromycota; Glomeromycetes; Paraglomerales; Paraglomeraceae. The record is from the annotation of a GenBank genome assembly.
AUGCUCAAUGAUAACCACUUCCACACACCUAAACAGUGUACGAAAUGCAACUUCAAGAACAACCAAUGCAAGAACCAACAAACACAGACAAAACGUCAUUUUGAACUCUGGAAACGACAUAUCCAAGAUGUGACAGACGUGCAAGAGAAAGCAAACGGUAAAGAAAACGAGAAGAAAGGGGAGUGGCUCAAACACAAUAUAAUAGAAACGAAUUUCACUAUAGACGUAUGGGACGAAGAUAUACGCCCUCGGCCCCCUCGCACCUUGCCAUUAUACAGACGUACAAAUCGCAUAACGCCUCCUUACCUACAAUCAUUACUUCGUCAAUUUCAUUUGCCACUUCAUAGACCGGUAUCUCCGCUGCCGUCCAAGCCACGUUGUCGUCGUAUAGAUGUAAUUAUAAUCAAGACAUCAAACGAUUAUAGAAAAUUGGCAGUGUGUACACAGAACAUACAACCGCCUAUAAUCAAGACAUUGACUUGGAAUCCGAGUACGUUAGAUUAUCGAACUACUUCGUCACUGCCCAAAAAAAGCUUUAGAUUGAGAGUAAAACAUUGGUGUCCCGUUUGCAGUGGAUCGGUGUGUGAAGCGUAUCGGAACCCUUUCACAGGAAAGAGAGUAAGAGAGAAUAUUAGUCAGAACAGGAAUGAUAACAAGCACAGCAAUUGCGUUGAGAAUAAAUGCAACCGUCACAAUGGGAAUGACAAAGUGAAAACUCAUAUCAGAGGAUCAACGCAAUCCAAUGAUGAAUGUGAGAACGAGAUUGAAUGUUACUGUUGCUCAAAAUGUUACAGAAAACACUGGUCACCGGACAAUAAAGAGCUGAUGGAACAAUUGAAGAGACACUUUGAAAUGUUAGGCAGAAGCAGAGGCGGAAAGUGUGAAAAUGGCGGGAAAGAAUGGUAA